CUCCAGCAUCUUCACAAGCUGCACAUUGUACAUAUGGACUUGAAGAUGGAAAAUGUGCUUGUAACUCCGUCCGGCCACAUAUGCAUUGCAGAUUUUGGCAAUGCUGAAGUCCUAGAUUGCAAACUGACCUAUCAGCAAUUUCACGACGAGCACAUGCAUGGUGUAUCGGGUACCAAGAGUUACCUUUCUCCAGAGCGAGUUGAGGGAAACCAGUGA
Suillus fuscotomentosus is the source of this 216-nucleotide messenger RNA. RefSeq names its product kinase domain-containing protein. The annotation marks the transcript as partial. The transcript has a single exon. Gene Ontology annotation, biological process: protein phosphorylation. The record is from RefSeq and is a predicted model, not a curated record. Gene Ontology annotation, molecular function: ATP binding; protein kinase activity. Lineage: Eukaryota; Fungi; Basidiomycota; Agaricomycetes; Boletales; Suillaceae.